Eptesicus fuscus (big brown bat) is the source of this 4774-nucleotide messenger RNA. It is a transcript of the gene ITGAL, whose product is annotated as integrin subunit alpha L. The record is from RefSeq and is a predicted model, not a curated record. Gene Ontology annotation, cellular component: external side of plasma membrane; integrin complex. Gene Ontology annotation, molecular function: integrin binding. Bases 1 to 3510 code for a protein of 1169 amino acids. Gene Ontology annotation, biological process: cell-matrix adhesion; cell-cell adhesion; cell adhesion mediated by integrin. NCBI's taxonomy places the organism in Eukaryota, Metazoa, Chordata, Mammalia, Chiroptera, Vespertilionidae. The transcript is spliced from 31 exons.
AUGAACUCACUCACCACUGUAGCGAGGCUGCUGCUGUCGGGGCCUUUUCUCCUCGCCCUGGCCUCCGGCUACAACCUGGACGAGCGGCACGUGCAGAACUUGUCCUUCCCACAGGCUGGCAGGCAUUUUGGGUACCGCGUCCUGCAGGUUGGAAACGGGGUUGUUGUGGGAGCUCCGGGUGAGGGGAGCAGCCCGGGGAACCUCUACCAGUGCCAGCCGGACACUGGGCGCUGCCUGCCAGUGGGCCUGAGCGGUUCCAACUACACCUCUCAGUACUUGGGAAUGACCUUGGUGACAGACCCCACAAAUGGAAACCUUUUGGCCUGCGACCCUGGGCUGUCUCGGACAUGUGACCAGAACAUCUAUCUAAGUGGCCAGUGUUACCUCUUCCACCCGGAUCUGAAGGGUCCUGUGCUGCACGGGCGCCCUGGCUAUCAGGAAUGUCUCAAGGGCAACGUAGACCUGGUCUUCCUGUUUGAUGGCUCAGGGAGCUUGCAAAAAGAUGAAUUUCAGAAAAUUCUGGCCUUCAUGAAAGAUGUGAUGAAGAAACUCAGCAACUCUUCCUACCAGUUUGCUGCUGUUCAGUUUUCCACGACCUACCAAACAGAAUUCAGUUUCUUGGAUUAUGUCAAACUGAAGAACCCUGAUGUCCUGCUGGGCAAAGUAGAACAUAUGAGCGAGCUGACCAACACGUUUGGUGCCAUACACUAUGUCGCGACCCAGGUCUUCCGGAAGGAACUUGGGGCGCGGCCAGAUGCCAGCAAAGUGCUUAUCAUCAUCACUGACGGGGAAGCCACGGACAUUGGCGACAUUAGCGUGGCCAAUGACAUCAUCCGCUACAUCAUUGGGAUCGGAAAGCAUUUUGAGAACAAGAAAAGCCAGGAGACACUAAACAAAUUUGCUUCAAAACCGGUGGAAGAGUUUGUAAAGAUUCUGGACACGUUUGAGAAGCUUAAAGAUCUGUUCUCUGAGCUGCAGAAGAAGAUCUAUGUCAUUGAGGGCACAAGCAAACAGGACCUGACGUCCUUCAACAUGGAGCUGUCCUCCAGCGGGAUCAGCGCUGCCCUCCGCGGGGACCAUGGCGUCGUCGUGGGGGCAGUCGGCGCCAAGGACUGGGCUGGGGGCUUCCUGGACCUGACGGCAGACCUGCAGGGCGACACCUUUGUUGGGAACGACCCCCUGACCCCGGAAGCGAGAGCGGGGUACCUGGGCUACACAGUGACCUGGCUGCCCUCCCGAGGUCUCACGGCACUGCUGGCCGCUGGAGCCCCCCGAUACCAGCACGUGGGGCGGGUGCUGCUGUUCCAACAGUCGGGGGACAAAAGACAAUGGAGCCAGAUCCAGAGAAUAGACGGGGUCCAGGUCGGCUCCUAUUUCGGUGGCGAGCUGUGUGGCAUUGACAUGAACCAAGACGGGGAGGCAGAGCUGCUGCUGAUCGGAGCCCCCCUGUUCUACGGGGAGCAGAGAGGCGGCCGGGUGUUCAUCUACGAGAGGAAGCAGCUGGGGUUCGAAAAGGUCUCGGAACUGCAGGGGGAUCCUGGCUACCCCCUCGGGCGAUUCGGAGCAGCCAUCGCGGCCCUGGCAGACAUCAACGGCGACAGGCUGAUGGACGUGGCAGUGGGCGCUCCUCUGGAGGAGGGGGGGGCUGUGUACAUCUUCAAUGGGCAACCUGGUGGGCUGAGCCCCCGGCCAAGUCAGCGGAUAGAAGGGACCCAGGUGUUCCCAGGAAUUCGAUGGUUUGGACGCUCCAUCCACGGGGUGAAGGACCUUGGAGGGGACGGCCUGGCAGACGUGGCUGUGGGCGCCGAGGGGCAGGUGAUCGUGCUGAGCUCCCGGCCUGUGGUGGAUGUGGUCACUCGGAUGUCCUUCUCCCCCGCUGAGAUCCCCGUGCACGAAGUCGAGUGCUCCCAUUCUAGCAGCGGCAAGAAGAAGGAAGGCGUUAACAUCACCGCCUGUUUCCAGGGCAAGCCCCUCAUGCCCCAGUUCCAAGGACCCCUGGUCACCAACCUCACCUACACUCUGCAGCUGGAUGGCCAUCGGACGCGAAGCCGGGGAUUGUUUCCGGGAGGGAGACGUGAGCUCAAUGGGAACAUAGCUGUGACCGACGUCGAGUCCUGCAUUGCCUUACGGUUCCACUUCCCGGUAUGCAUUCAGGACCUCAUCUCUCCCAUCAAUGUCUCCCUGAACUUCUCUCUCUGGGAGGAAGAAGGGACACCGAGAGACCAAAGGACGGGCAAGGACAUCCGGCCCAUCCUGAGACCCGCCCCCCACUCAGAGACCAAGGAGAUCCCUUUUGAGAAGAACUGUGGAGAGGACAAGAAAUGCGAGGCAAACCUGCGGCUGUCCUUCUCCCCUGCAAGAUCCAGAGCCCUGCGGCUGACCCCCUCUGCCAGCCUCGCCCUGGAGCUGACACUGAGUAACUCGGGCGAAGACGCUUACUGGGUCCGGCUCAGCCUGGGUUUCCCCUGCGGACUCUCCUUCAGAAAAGUGGAGAUGCUCAAGCCCCACAGCCAGCUCCCUCUGAGCUGCGAGGAGCUGCCCGAGGAGCCCCAGCUUCCCACCAGAGGCCUCUCCUGCAACGUGAGCUCUCCCAUCUUUAAAGCCGGCAGCUCGGUUGUUAUCCAGGUGAUGUUCCACACGCUGCUGAACAGCUCCUGGGGGGACUCUGUCAAGCUGCACGCCAAUGUGAGCUGCGACAACGAGCACUCGGGCCUCCUGGAGGACAACUCGGCCACCACCAGCGUCCCCGUCCUGUACCCCAUCAACAUCCUCACUGAGGACCAGGACAGCUCCACACUCUACAUAAGCUUCACCCCCAAGGGGACCAAGGUCCACCAUGUCAGACACAUCUACCAGGUGAAGAUUCAGCCGUUUGUCCGUGACCACAACGUGCCCGCCCUGGAGGCCUUGAUUGGGGUACCAGGGCCUCAGAGCGAAGGACCCAUCACUCACAGCUGGAAUGUGCAGAUGGAGCCUCCUGUCAACUGUUCUAUUGAGAACCUGGAAAGGCCACCCAACGUGGCUGAGCAGCCUUGCUUGCCUGGAGCCCAGUUCCGCUGCCCAGUGGCCUUCCAGAGGGAGAUCCUCGUCCAAGUGACCGGGACUGUGGAGCUGGUGGGGGAGAUCAAGGCCUCCUCCAUGAUCAGCCUCUGCAGCUCCCUCUCCGUCUCCUUCAACAGCAGCAGGCACUUCCACCUCCACGGCAGCAACGCCUCCCUGGCCCAGGUCGUCCUGAAGGUGGACGUCAUAUAUGAGAAGGACAUGCUCUAUCUCUACGUGCUGAGCGGCACCGGGGGGCUGUUGCUGCUGCUGCUGAUUUUCCUGGCGCUCUACAAGGUCGGCUUCUUCAAACGGAACCUGAAGGAGAAGAUGGAGGCUUCCGCCGAUGCCGCCAAUGGGAUCCCUGGAGAAGGCCCUGGGCAGGUGGCGUCUGAGGAAGAGGCCAGGGACCCGAGCUGCGUGGAUCUCCUCCCCAAGGAGGAGGCCCUGGAAGGAGGCGGCACAGACUGAGGCCCAGGCCUGGCGCAGAGGGUCCGGGACCGGACUUGGGGUGCUGGUGCCACUCUGCCUCUACCUGCACGUCACUGUGUCCUCUAGCCCAGCGGUCGCCAACCUUCCGGACCUCGCAGACCACCGGUUGGCGGCUGCUGCUUAGCCAGUCUGCCCUCCCUCGGCCCCGGGUUUCCGUCUUGAACACGGAGCUCACUCCUGCCUGCCCCCAGGGACGGGCCAGGAAGCGGCCAAGGUGAGGCCUUGUGGUUACCGGCUGGUCCUGGCUUCUAAGCCCCUCUUAGCUUCCCCCCUGGAAGAGAGCGCUGAUCUAAAUUUGGGGAAACGAGUGACACUCCCAGCCCUCACACCCACCUGCCCACAGAGGCCUCGGGCUCCCAGAGCCUCGCCCGCUCUCCUGCCCGGCGCCCGGCUUCCAUUCCGCCAGAGAGAUCUGACCUGUGUCACCGCUUCUGCUGCAAACCCUUGCGCCUUAGCUGGAGACCAAACUCCUUCCAGACCUGCCGAACAGCCUCAGGGUGCCCACGCCAAAGGGCCCCCCCACCCCCGCUGCCUCCCCGCCCCUGGCAGAGCCCUCCCACCUCCCUGCUAAGCUCCAGUUACACCGGCCUUCUCACUUGCUCCCUGAGCUUUUUCCUGCCUCUGCCUUCACCCAGCCUGCUCUCUGCCCAGACAUCCCCCCCUCUCUGCCCGGCUGGCUCUCAUCGGUCUUCAAUCUCAUGUCUCACAUCCCUUCCCCAGGGCAGCCCGCCCCUGACUCACCUGGGUCCCCACUUCCUGCGCGCUGCCGCUAGCCUGCAAUUGUCCAUCAGAGCAGGGAUCCCACUAGUUCAUUGUGAAAGGACUUAUUGCUUAUCCGUGUCUCAGAUCCAGCAGUGAGCUCCACGGGUAGGGACCGUGCCUUGGAGUCCCUGGUGAUAUCACAGGCCUAGACACGCAGUAGGUGCUUGACACCAUGUCACUCAGUUAGUGAGGGAGCCUGUGGGAAGAUGGAGGAAACGUUUGGAUGGGUCCGUGGCAUCCCUCUUAAGGCUCCGUCUUCCACAGGCGCCUACUCCACAGCCCCCGCCAGGACUCGGUCACACCCCCACCCACACCCCCUAAGAGACUGAGCUCAGGGGUGGGGACCCGGCUCCCGGUGCCAAUAAAUGGGAAAGUCUGUCCAAUUUGGUGCUGUUUCUGUGCUGGUGCCACGUUCCAGCCCGGCUCAUUAAGUGAACAUUUUCUUCUCAACCCUUCCACUAAGUGGGACCCAAACAGCUCU